Molecule: messenger RNA, 348 nt
Organism: Cooperia oncophora
Lineage: Eukaryota; Metazoa; Nematoda; Chromadorea; Rhabditida; Trichostrongylidae
Source: the annotation of a GenBank genome assembly
AUGGCAACUUUUGCUUCUUCUUCGCUGUCAAGCGACGUUGCCGAUGUAAAAGCCGAGGAACCGGAAAAGGCGAAAUAUGAGCCAAAGAAGUUGCAUACAAAUGAAGUCGCUUCAUUGUUUGAUUUGAAAAGCGAAUACUUCAAGAAGAAAAGUAAUCUUAUUCGAAGCACCGCUGGUGAAAUAUAUCGGUCUGGGAAGAGUAGCGUAUUGGCUAUAAAGAAAGAGGAGAAAACGUCAUUGAAAAAGGAAGCUCAGGAACGGAAAAGGCGCAUUAAUGAGCAUGAAGCAGCACUUCGGAAGGAAGAAGAAGAGCGUCUUGCUCUGGUCGCGAAAAAGCUAAAGGUAUAA